GAGAGAGAGAGAGAGAGAGAGAGAGAGAGAGAGAGAGAGAGAGACGCUUAAAUGUGAAGACGAGGAGCGCGCGGGACGCACGAGCUCAGACCUCCUCCGGUGCCACACCGACAGGAGCGGAGCCACCGGCUUGGCGUCUGAAUGACUCCCGUUUCGAUUGUCGGCGGUCAGGUGAAUCCCGCGUCGAGAGCCUCCCGUUUUUUCCUGCCCGCUGCGUUUUUAAGACACGGCGGGGAGUCUCCGACGGCAGCUGAAGAGCUUGGUCUGCGGUCGGCGGUGCUCGGCGUGGCGGGAGCAGCUGGAGGACCCCGCCGGCGACAAGCCCGGAGACCCGAACUUGGCUUACAAACAAGCGGCAUCUGCAACUCUUGGAAACCGCCGGUCUUUCGUCAAAACAACAGAAAAAAAAACCACAUCCCUUUUUUAAACUUUCCGCCUCCUUUUAAAUAGAAAUGGUGGGCAGGUUGAACUUGGCAAAAGUGUGUGACGAUGAUCCGCUGGAUAUGAGCGCCAAGGCAGAGCGGACGCUGGACAGUCCGGACUCCGGCUUACCGCCGAGUCCCAGGCCCGGCGCCUGGCUGCUGCCCGCCGGGGGAGAUAAAGGCGGCAUGAGUCCGCUCUCCGAAGACGAGGGCAGGGGGUGUUUGGUUCCAGUUUUACCCGUCAGAUCUUUUCCGCAGCUGCAUCCAUUAUCCUAUGGGGAGGGAAUAGAGCUUGAUCCAUUACCGCCCAAGGAAGUAAGAUAUACUUCCUCGGUGCACUACGACUCAGACCGGCACUUCAUCCAGGACGUUGCCCUGCAGCCGCGAGGCCAGGGCCUGGAGCACUGCAGUCAGACCGUCAUGGCCCUACCGCAGAGCACCUGGCGCCGCUACAAGACACAACUGGAGUUCCAGCCUCGCCAGCGAGCCCAGCGCUUCCAGAGUACCACCAUUGUCUACCCCAAGCAAACACGAUCUCUCUACACCACAGAGCUGAGCUAUGACUGCCACCGACUAGCCAGACGUUUCCUCUCCAGUGUGGCGCUGGAGGCAGCCAAUCACCGAAAGAUACCUCAGUGAGUAGAUGCUGGUGGCUUGGGACACUCUUAUGUGGUGGACACUGACAUGGUUCCCCAAGCCUGACUGCAGUGGACCUGCAGUGUUGUCUUUCUGUAGCAUACUGUAAAUUUGAUGCCUAUCCCGAAACGUGGAAGGAACCAGUGGUGCUGCUCGACAGUCAGAAAUAUGAACAGUAGACAUCAUUGUCUCCCAAGUGCUUCAGUUUGUAUCUAGUUGCAAGUUUUCUGAAAGCACAUUCGUAUUGGAUUUGUUUUAAGUCUGGUUUUGUUAAUUUUGCAAACCAACUGAAAGCAUGAUUUGUAGAUUGGACUGAGGCAACAGGUGGGGAGGAUCCUAAUCACCUUCAGCUAGAUUAUUCACGUCUUCUUUCACAGACUCCAUCUUUGUAGAAUUGAUUUUGGAUCAAGUGCUGGAGGAUGGAAACACCCCUUACACACACAUUCAGACAGAUUACUUCAGUCUAUACAAGCUGAGAGUUUAUGUGACUGUGAAGAGUAAUUUCACAACUUUUAACUUGGGAUACACUUUGAGAAAAACGGGAGAUCGAACGGUGUGUCACGGGUGUAAGGGCAGUGGAGGUUAAUGCAGUGUUGGUGUUUCAAGUGCAGGCUUAAAGGUUCCCCAUGUGAGACUUGCAUGCAUGAAAAGGGUGUGGUUGAAGAUGCUGUACACAGUUUUGGCCACAAAACGGCCCUUCCCAAAUCACAGGGUAUCAUUUGUUAUUGCUGUACAACCCUAACACAAAGUAAGCCCUUCCCAAACUGUUCUUCAACUUAGUUUGUGGCUCCGAUUCACACAGGAUGUGUUUAUGUACUGUAUUGCAUAAAUAUCAGAUUACAGCAACUUCUCUGUCUGGUUGGGCAAGCUGCUACAAACUGAAAAGGUUGUUUGCGUGAAUGUAACGGUUUAGGUUUUUGCCUGGCGGUGGUAGUUGUUGUGGAAAUUGGCAACCAUUAUUUUGAAGACUACAAUAAUUUUCUACAUCCCUAUGCUAGUGUCAUUUUGACUUUUCAGUUAAUUUUUUUUAACUUAUUUCUAUGCUUGUAUAGUCCUGAAUUUAGCUGAUGGCCGGGUGUCGACAGUGAUGUUGGGGGAUGUACUUUGUGAUGCACCGUUUGCCUUCGCUGAUGUAUCUUGACUUUUUAACUGUUACCACUUUUAAUGCAAGUGUGAAAUAAAGUGUUUUCAACGUGA
This is a messenger RNA of Lampris incognitus (smalleye Pacific opah), 2255 nucleotides long. RefSeq names its product refilin B (gene rflnb). The transcript is spliced from 3 exons. Gene Ontology annotation, molecular function: filamin binding. Gene Ontology annotation, cellular component: actin filament bundle. The coding region runs from base 453 to 1061 and encodes 202 amino acids. Gene Ontology annotation, biological process: negative regulation of bone mineralization involved in bone maturation; negative regulation of chondrocyte development; actin filament bundle organization. The record is from RefSeq and is a predicted model, not a curated record. Lineage: Eukaryota; Metazoa; Chordata; Actinopteri; Lampriformes; Lampridae.